Pyrenophora tritici-repentis Pt-1C-BFP is the source of this 2418-nucleotide messenger RNA. RefSeq names its product VID27, Protein involved in vacuole import and degradation. The record is from RefSeq and is a predicted model, not a curated record. Lineage: Eukaryota; Fungi; Ascomycota; Dothideomycetes; Pleosporales; Pleosporaceae. Gene Ontology annotation, cellular component: cytoplasm; nucleus.
AUGUUUAUGCUCCGAAACCUGAGUAAAUUUGUCUUUGGCGACAGCUCCAAGGAAACUCUUGUCGAAAUCCCCCAGGGCCAGCUUUAUAUUGUUCGCCCCCGCUCAGUCAAGGGCUACUCAGAGCUCAUCUUCAAAGACGCUGCCGCUACUAUCCGGCGCACCGGUCAGGAGUUCCAGUACCAGCUUGUUGUCCAGCGUGCAUACGAAGAAGGUGAGGAGGAUCUGCUCGCCGAAGAGAACGAAGACGCCGCACUAGAAGCGCUCGCCGGCGACAAGGACGAGAAGACUUUCCUUCUUGACGAGGACCUACAGUUUCGCGACGACGUUCGCUCGACUGGUGAGAGGAUCUUUGCGUGGCGCGACCUGAGUGGCGACAUCGACGAUAUCUGGGAGUUUGUUUGCGACGCUUCUAUCAAGCCCGAGACUGCUGCUCUGUUUGAGCGCGUAGCUCUACAGUGCCAAUACGAGCGCAAGUUUAGACGAAGCCGCGAACACGCGACCGAGGACGAUCUCGCCGCCCUAGCCUACUACGAAGAGCCCAUACCCGACGCGAGCCCCGUCAUCAGCCCGACAAGCUCGGCCAUUUUCACUCGACCCAUCGAACCUCCAACCGCCGAAGAGCUCUUUCCCAACACAACUAAAGAAAACAUGAAGAAGAAGGUGGCAGGAAAGGAGCUGGUGCCGGCCAAGGAGGAAGCUACAGCUGCUCCGCCGUCUGCUGCACAGCCAGCAGCUCAGGAGACGUUGGCUGAGGGCGAUGCCGAGCUUCAUUUGUUCGACUUUCCCUCGGGCACCUUUGUGAAACAAGAUGCCAAGGUCAACGUCACAGUGACGGAGAUUGGUAACUGGAACUACUGGCUACACAUUGUUGGUGAAGAGCGCGAAUGGCUCGGACAGCCCAUCGUCGAGGACAUCAACCCCGUCUUCAACUAUGAAUACCAAUCUUUCAUCUUCAACCACUACCUCGACGAUGGCUCAGCAUACUCAUGGCUUUUGAAAUUCAAGAAUCAAGAGGAGCUCGAAAACAUCCAGCAGGGUGUGAUGCAGGCUCUCUGGGAGCACUUGAACAAGGUCAAAUGGGGCAAGGCAAAGGACACCGACCGUGAAUACGUUCUGGAAGCUUUCCAGGAUAUGACUAUGGAAGAUGCGCCAGACCAGGAAGAAGAGGAGGAAGAGAGCGAAGACGAGUACGAGAGCACCAACGAGCAGCGGAGCGAACACUACGACUCGGAUGAGUCAGAAGAGGACGUUGAGACUGGUCCCAAGGAUGGUGAUGAGAACUCGCAGCUGGCUGUUGGUUACAAACACGACAGGUCGUUCGUUGUGCGUGGUGACAAGAUUGGUGUGUUCAAGCAUACUCCGGACAACCAACUACAAUUCUCGACUGCCAUCACGAACAUCAAGACUCCAGGCGGUAAAGCGUUCAAUCCUGACAAGGUCAUGCUUCAUCAGCAGGAUCGGGAUAUGAUUCUGCAGACCCUGGACAACCCGAACAACCUCUACCGGAUGGAUCUCGAGACCGGCACUGUCGUCGAUGAGUGGAAGGUUCACGAUGAUAUCCCUGUCAAGGUCUUUGCACCAGAGAACAAAUUUGCCCAGAUGAGCGGUGAACAAACCUUCUUGGGUCUAUCCGACAAUGCUCUUUUCCGUGUAGAUCCCCGCCUGGCCGGCAACAAGCUUGUUGAUGAUCAGCUCAAGCAAUAUGCAACAAAGAAUGCAUUCUCCGCCGCUGCCACAACCGAAAAGGGCCACAUCGCCGUCGCAUCCGAGAAAGGAGACAUCCGUCUAUUCGACCGUCUCGGCAUCAACGCCAAAACUCUCAUCCCCGCCCUCGGCGACCCCAUCAUCGGCAUGGACGUCUCAGCCGACGGUCGCUGGGUGCUUGCCACCACCCGAACCUACCUCCUCCUCAUUGACGCGCUUCAAAAAGGCGGCAAAAACGAUGGCAAACUGGGCUUCGAAAAGUCGUUCGCCAAAGACGACAAACCCCAACCCCGGCGCCUCGCCCUCACACCCGCCCACGUCGCACAAUUUCAACACGAAACAAAAGCCCCCAUCUCCUUCACCACUGCGCGCUUCAACACUGGUCUCGAUGACAAGGAAACUACAAUCAUCACUGCUACAGGCCCAUUCAUCAUCACGUGGAGUAUGAAGAAGGUCCUUGCUAACCGCAGGGAUCCGUAUAACAUUAAGCGCUAUGCUGAGCAGGUCAAGGCUGAUAAUUUCAAGUUUGGGUCAGACAAGAAUUUGAUUGUGGCAUUGCCGAAUCAGGUUGAUAUGGUGGCGAAGAGGGCGUUGCAGAGGCCGACGAGGGAGAGCAUUGCUAUGCCUAGUCGUGUUGGUGGGGGUGCGGGACGGAGGAGUGGGGUGAGGGGUAGUUAUCUUGGGAGGAAUGAUAUUGUUGAUAGUCCGUACUAG